Molecule: messenger RNA, 4430 nt
Organism: Malaya genurostris
Lineage: Eukaryota; Metazoa; Arthropoda; Insecta; Diptera; Culicidae
Gene: Ube4B
Product: ubiquitin conjugation factor E4 B
Exons: 4
Coding region: 466-3891 (1141 amino acids)
Biological process (GO): protein polyubiquitination
Cellular component (GO): cytoplasm; nucleus; ubiquitin ligase complex
Molecular function (GO): ubiquitin-ubiquitin ligase activity
Source: RefSeq, a predicted model, not a curated record
CGAGCGAAACACAGAGCGAACGGUGAUGUGUGUGCUGAUUGGUGAAAAAGUGACUAGACAAAAUUUCCUCAUCUACCUACAAGACUUUGAAGCUGUCUGCUGAUUCACAAGAAAACAGAAAAAUCUGUUCACGACGCGUGAAAAUCAGCAAAAUAAAGCGAUAAAUCGUGUGUGUUGUCUGCGGUUUGCACGGACACAGCAAAGUUUCCUGAAAAACGAGCAGCCGAAGAAAAAAUCGAAUUUUGUUGCGUCGGGGGGAAAAAAAUCUGUAGGUGACUCGCACUACGUAUAUUUCGUCGUCUCAGCAAACAGGCAGAAGCAACGAAAGAAAGUACUGCGAAUAAGCAUUCAAUCGCGCAGUCGAAAACAAAAGCCUUUGUGUUUGGCUAUCUGCUCGUCGGGAGACAUCGAAGAAAAACGGCCUCAAAAGUGGAAGUUCAACAAGCAAAGAGGAAGCAGUCCGAUAUGGAGCUCACGCCGGAAGAAAUUCGAGCUAGACGUUUACGGAAGCUGGAAACAGGAAACACUAGACCAUUGCCCGUACCAGCCAACAGUGCCCCGUUGGAUGGUCAACAGCCGGAGACCCCCAGCCAGGCUGUUCCCGUGGCAUCGACUCCCACCGAGCAAGCUUCAGUUCCAAGCUCAACUGUUGAAACGAGCAACGGUGAUGGCAAACCAGCCGACAACAGUACCAGUGGGUGCGUAGAAUCUCCUACCAAGAUGGAGGAAGAUGUUCUACCACCAGUAAGCCAAACCGUUAAUCAGGUCAUCGGUAGUUUGGAAGCGCCAGCCGAUCCGGAGGAUAAAGAUCGUGAAGAGGCGGCGAGCCGCGAGGAACUGCAGCAAAUUGUGCUACGCAUUAUGAAUAUAAACGGCAAGAUCCGCUAUUCGGAUGCUCGUUUCGUCAUAAAUGCGACGGUACUGGAGAGCGCUCUGGAAGCACUGGAUGCCAAAAACUACCGCGAGUUUUGCGCGGAAGUGAUCAUAGAUGUGGUGAAGGAUUUCUACGAAGGGAAGCUGAUCGUCGGUGCCGGGGGAAGUAGCGCAACGCUUUCGGAUGGCUGGAGCAAUAUUCCGUCGAAGAAGGUCAGACCGAUCGACAUCGAUGAUGUGCUGGAGCGUAGCGGUGGUGGUAGCACGGCAAUGGAAAUCGACAAAGAGAUCGGCAUCUGUUCGUCGAAGCCCACCAUCAAGGCCUUCAGUUCCAAUCGGGUGGCGGCACUGGACUACCUGAUCAACUGUUACUGCCGGGCCAACGAUCAAGUGUACAGUUAUACCAAAAUCAAAAAGAGCAAGAAAAUGUAUCUGGUGGAAAUUCUGCCGGAAGUGGCCGCCGUCAUCCGGCAGCAAACGCUCAAGUAUGCGAUUCUGUUGACGAAAAAUCGCUUCCAGAAUUUUGCCCAAAUCGAUAAUCCUGCUAAGUUGAUACUGGAAAAAUCUCCGCUGCUUCAGUUGAUGUAUGAAAAUAAGGUUCCUUCCGACUUUCUGACCAGCCUGAUGGCCGAAGCCCGCAAGAAGGAAGACGAUUUCGAAGCCAUCUUUACCAUAGUACUUGACGAUCUGUAUGUGGAUAUGCAGAAUGCAAUUUGCAACGAAAACAUUGUCAGCGACGCGUUAAAUCGGCUGAAAGAGCUGGUAGAGAUCAAGGUGGAAAAUACGAAUCCAAUCUGCAAUCUGAUUGUGAAGCAUGUCGUUUUCCUACCAAGACUGACCCUAGACAAAUACGCUGCCAGAGAAAUUUCCAAGGUGUCCUUUUUGGCGCCUUUCCUGUCACUGUCGGUGCUACUGGACGAGAAUCCUAAAUUUGCCACGCAUCACUUUCUGGAGAAUGUUUGUGAUCGGAAUUUGGCAGCUUCGUUCCAAUCGCUACUUGGGAACACCCGAAAGGUUUUGCAUCAAAUCUUUCUCUCGUUACUGACCAACUUGGAUAGCCGUCAAGAAGUACUUAAAUAUAUUUCCGAGAUUCUAAAAACGAACCACAAACGAAUUCAGUACAACGCUGACGAUCGGUUUCUGGCAAAGGACGGUUUCAUGCUGAACUUUAUGUCGAUUCUACAGUUGCUGUCGGUUAAAAUCAACAUGUCUCGAGUUGAUCCGUUCUAUCCACAUCACCCGGAAGCCUUGAUAGACAUCGAAGAUGAAACGAAGCUUAAGCUUUCAUCGCAAGAGUACAGCGAUUGGGUGGAGAAGUUGCGGUCGGAGAAAAAAUGGGAAACUCCCAAGUUCGUGACUCACUGUUGGUUCCUGACAUUACAUGCCCAUCAUUUGGGAAUCAUACCCGCUAUUCAACGUUACAAUAAACUGCUGCGAGCUACCAAAGAACUGCAACGCAUGGUUGACGAGUUGAAUGCCAGCAAAAGCCAAUGGGAAAAUACGCCUCUCGCUCGCCGGAACAAACAGGUCCGGGAUCGCUGUGUCAAUCAGAUCAACAAACUGUCCAAAGCGAAGCUGGGUUGUGACAUCGCCGUCAUUGACCCGAACGUGUUGGGUGCCUGUAUGCAGUUCUAUUCGUCGGUUUGCGAGUACAUGCUGUAUCAGAUCGAGAACCGACCGAUCGAGGGACCGUUCGUGAACAAACAACCGCCAUCGACGUUGGUGGCCAGUGAGAAUUUUUGCUCUCUGCCCGAAUGGUACAUCGAGGAUAUUGCCGAUUUUCUGUUGUUCUGCAUGCAGCACGGCAUCGAAGUGGUCGAUUUCAUUGACAAUUCGGUGAUUACCUGGAUUCUGACGUUGGUGUGUGCACCGCACCUUAUUAAAAAUCCCUACAUCACUGCCAAGUUGAUCGAGGUACUUUUUGUAAUCUCGCCAACAUUUUUGACCUCGCUGGAGCGUCUCUAUCUGAAGAUCAUCAACCACAAGCUAGCCCAGACGGCCCUGGUAAGUGCCCUUAUGAAGUUCUAUACCGACAUCGAAACGACGGGCCAGAGCACCGAGUUCUACGAUAAGUUCACCAUCCGCUACCACAUCAGUCACCUGUUCAAGGGUCUCUGGGACAGCGUAGCCCAUCGGCAGGCGAUCGUCAAUGAGUCCAAGAGUGGCAAACAGUUUGUUAAGUUUGUGAAUUUCUUCCUGAACGAUACCACUUACUUGCUGGACGAGUGCUUAGAGUAUCUCAAACGAAUCCACGAAACGCAAGUGCUGAUGAUGGAUGAGGCAGCGUGGAAUGAGCUCGGUCAGGAAACGCAACAGAGCCGCCAACGGCAGUUGGUUCAAGACGAGCGACAGUGCCGGUCGUACUUGACGUUGGCAAGAGAAACGGUGGACAUGCUUCACUAUCUAACUAUCGAUAUCAAGGAGCCUUUCCUGCGACCAGAACUGAUCGAUCGUCUCAGUUCGAUGUUGAAUUACAACUUGCAGCAACUUUGUGGUCCCAAGUGUAACGAUCUUCGUGUGCGUAAUCCCAUGAAGUAUGGCUGGGAACCCCGAAGAUUGCUCAGUCAACUGAUAGACAUUUAUCUGCACCUGAGCUGCGAUGAGUUUGCUGCUGCCCUGGCUGCCGAUGAGCGAUCAUUCGAGCGACAUCUGUUCGAGGAUGCCGCCAACCGACUGGAACGGAUGGGUAUCCGAACUACGAUGGAAGUGGACAAGUUCCGGAAGUUGAUCAAUCAGGCCGCCGAAAUUUAUGUGCAGAACCAACAGAAUGCGGACGAAUUUGCCGAGGCACCGGACGACUUCAAGGAUCCGCUGAUGGACACUCUGAUGAUCGAUCCAGUGAUACUGCCCUCCGGAACCGUCAUGGACAGGUCUAUCAUUACGAGACAUCUGCUGAACAGCAGCACGGAUCCCUUCAAUCGACAAACGCUCACGGAGGAUAUGCUCAUACCGGCAACGGAGCUCAAGGAUCGCAUCGAACAGUGGAUCAAAGAUUACCGCGCGAAAAAGAAACAAUAAGACUUGAAGUUUUAUAUAGACAAGCAGAGCCCUUUUUUCAUAGGUAUCGAGGGAGAAAAACUCAAAAACAAAAUGAAUUUAAAUUCACGAACGGAUAUACAUAUAGGAGUAUUUAUAAAAAUAGUGCUAAGAUAGGAUUUUCACAUAAUAUUUCGUCCUUUCUAUCGCUAGCGAAAGGUUGCUGUUGCUGACUGUGUUCGUUUCUUCGUUUAGUUGUGCAUCAAUUUCGAGAGACGCGAGUACGAAGUUGCUGUCGAAUCGUGUUUGGCUGCUGAUGGAACACCUUCCAUGCUGCGUUCCAGGAUGCAACCGAAGCCCGAAAAUCUCUUAGUCGAAACAAAUCCACUGCAAUAAACAUAGAUGGGAACCAUUUUAUCUCUAUAGUUUUUUUAAAUAUUAGUUCAAGUGGUUCAUUUUUUUUUGCUGCUGAUUACAAUAGGAACAAAAGCAAGUUCAUGGGAGUGAAUUGAUGAGUAUGCUCCGUUUCAGAGAAGUGUAGCGUGCAAGCAAGCAGUACUCAAUAAAAAUUAAUAAUACAA